UCUACGCUGCUUAUUGGCUUCUUACAGAUGUGUAGCUACACAAUACGGAGAUUUGACAGUGCUGUAUUCGAGUCAAACAGGAUGUUCAAGAGGGGCAUGCAACAUAUGUAAAUGUACAUUCACUGUGUCGUUUCCCUUAAUUAUUUAUGGAUUGUGAACGCUCAGCCUCGUUGACAAGUGACUUGUGUUGUUGCUUUAUGGUAGGCUACUAUUGUUGAUUAUUAAUUGUCUCGAUGAAAAUGAAUAUAUAGUCCAAGUAAGUUGUCCAAUCGGGUGUGGUUUUGGGUUAAUGAGUUUACUUUCAAACAGUUAAAUACACGCCUUAUAUGUGUUUGAUUGUGGUUAUUUGAUACGGAGCUUUCUGUAGCCUAAUAUUUGCAUUAUUUUUUCUAUAAAGGACUUAAUAGUAUAGCUUUAUAAUGAUGUGGAAAUUAGAUAGAAAACAAACUCGAACGUCAGGCCUUUUACAAAAAAAAAUCUAUAUUCAACCCAUAUUAUGUGACUAUGUGACAUUUAUCGGGCUGUGAGUAGCUAUUCGUGCCUUAUUUUCUUACUAGAUUGUAUUUUAUGUGAUUAAUUACACUGGAAAAUGUGAAUUAUUUAUGAGUGAGAUAUGCAUGAGUGAGUUAUAUUUUGAGAGACAUGGUUAUACAGUAACUAUAGUCUCGUUAACUUGUAUCCAAACGGAUGUAUUCUGGUUGUGUGUGUCUGAUGACAAACGGGUGUCGUAUACAUUCAUUUACAUGCUUACCUACUCACAUAAUGCGUAAACGGCUUGUGUUACAUAGCAAACAACUGAUUAAACACUCUAGACAUAUCUUAAUAUUUGUUACGGAGUCAGGAUCAACAACAUCUCCCUCUCUCGCGCGCGCUCUCGCGCUCUCUCUCUCUCUCUCUCUCUCUCUCUCUCUCUCUCUCUCUCAUGCACACGUGUUCAAUCAUCCAACACUGUCAUUCAGUGAGGACUAAAUCAAACAACACUGCCACCUUGUGCCUGCUCCAUAUGCAAGGCAUUAUACAGAGCCUAAAAUCAGUAAGGGCAACUGCCCACAUAAAAUUCAGAUCUUAAUUUUCAUGUGGGAAUGUGCCUGGCAUUUGCUGGUGUUUCUGCGUAAAAAGUUUAAUUGAUAGAAAUUACAUCAUAAAUAUAUGUCAAAAGCAUUGCUUUACUAGCGUUAUUAACAUACAGAUUAAUUAUAAUAAUAUACAAAUUAGCAAAAAUGUUCAAGAAAAAUAUUGUAUUAUAUGUCUGUAUGGUGUCUUUUAGCAAUUAAUAUUAAUAAUCAAUUAUUAAAAUAAUAAAGACAUUUCAAAACACAAAUACAGAAACAGUCCGUCUACUUUUUUUUAAUUUAUUUUUUAUUAGUUUUAUGGUUGUAAUGAGACAGUAUUGACAAACAUGAAGCUUUAAAUGUAAUGUAAUAGCCAGUGAGCUAUGUUAUUAUGGGGUAGCAUGUUAAUAAAAUCCUUUGGUUAUCCGUUGACCCCAAAAAACUAGAGCUGCGAUCUUCCGUCAUGGGCCUCUUGAAAUCCACAUGUGCGGCUAGACUGGGGGAAACAAAACACAAAAAAGAGUCAAUAAUAAAACUAGUUGUCAUGAACAUGCAGCUGCUGGUAAAGCAUUUUUUUUUUUAGUAAUAGAACUGUUAAAAAGAAAAGUUUUACUUAUGUUGUGUUUAUUUGUGAAAUUAGAAGUGUGUAUGAACACAGAAAAAAAUUUAUAAAAGAAACAGAUAAUCUCAUUUAUAGAGCUAGGCUAGGUUUGUGUCAACCAAUUUUUGUAUACUUUUUUUUUUUUUUUUUAAACUGGAUUGGUAAUUUAUUAAGGCAGAAUGCUUCUGUGUGGGCUCGCAUAUGGUUCGUCGAUGUGCAUGUGUGUAUUUGUGUGUAAGUGAGAGAGAAAAAGCGAGUGGAGGGCGGGGUUGUUCUACUGUGAGUCUCCUCUUUGCCUCGGGAUAUUGACUGUCUUUUGUUUGCCAUUAAAAAUGGAGUCUAUUUAACUAAUCCUUAUGCCUGCACGUAUAUAAGGUGCAUGAGAUUUAUUCAUUUGUGUAUUACAGUUAUUCUAGCAAAGUUCUAAACAGGUUUAUGAAAUUGACACAUUUAUUGCCAUCUGACUAUCAUUUGAGUAAACUUUGGGCCAAUCUCGUGUCUGCCACCGCUAUUGAAUUUGAAUCAUAGAAGGCAUAAUUCAGUUGCCACGAAAAUGAAAACAAAUUCCAGGCGAACUUUCAAUUCCAAACAUUUCCUUACAAGAACCGCAGGGCAAUGUGAGUUAGCUCUACUUCAAAACGUCUUAUUCAUGGAGGUCAUUACGCGGCCACAUAAUUUCACAGAAUUAUCUUGUGCUAGUUAAAAACCAUAAUGCCCCUUCGGGUCGUGUGUUGUUAUAAGUGCUUAGCUGCACAUGAGAGCUCUGUUAUAGCUGUCACGUUACUAUUAUGGAUUUUGUUUUCGCAUAGAUACAUCGACAUAGAUGACAGGGUAGGAAAGUUGGGCUUGGAUAAGAAAGCUAGAAGACUCAUCAUUGGAAUUUGCAAUUGUGAACAUCCGUUACAAAUAAAUAGGCCAAUGAUAACAUUCAUUUAACUCUGGAGAAUGUGCAGACUAGGCCAUUGCCGAGCACAGUUAGGAUGUGCAUAGCUUGCUUUUUUCCAGAUCAUCAUAUCACGUAAAUUACGCAUUGGAAGUAAGGACGAUUUUGGCGGACGUUAGUGCGUAGUUUCGUCGAGUGUAAAGAGAAUACAGGCCAAACGGGAUGUCUAUUUAUUGCCUCUUCAAACGCUAAAACACAACCGUGCGAUUUGUCUUAAGGGCUGCAAUAAAACACUUAAAGCUCUUUCUCUCCAGUCACAUCAACAUACCAACUGCAGACUGAGUGUGGUGUGUUUUACUCGCUACUUCAUUCACAAGACUGAUGCUGUAAAAUAGAUCACGAUAUUAAAAAUCUCCCCAUCAAAGGCUUUCAGUUCAAAGUCGUUGGAGCAAUAUUGAACAUCAAAGAGUCAGAUAUAUCUAUAGAUACAACUUACACUUACUAAGGCCUAUGAGAGCUCAAUACCACCAAACUACACGUAUGAAAAUAGCAUAGUGAAAACUAUUAUAUGAUUUAAGAAUUGAUAAUGCAUCUCUGAUUUGUUUUCAACAUGCGCUUUGCUGUUUCUAUUUUAGCUUAGCCUACUAGUUUAAUAAAAAUGUAACUGAAAUAUUUUUUAAAAUGUAAUUUAGAAUAUAAUUAUUGCUGUGAAAAAAUAUAUUACAUUUCAUAUAUUUGAACUGGCAACUGUUCAAUUUCCACAAUCUAAAAUAGGCUGUGACUGAAAUAUGGUAAAACGUGCGCACACGCUUUUCACGCAGGAAAUAUUUUUUAUUACUGUUAUAUAUUACUUUUAUUAGUUUCUUUUCACAGUAUACAUGGUGUAAUAUUGUAUAAAUUAAAUCAUAGUAACACGUUAAGUUCCACACCGCCAUAUAGACUACUAUAUAUUUAUUGUAUUAAUUUAGCGGCAUGUAAUUCAUGUUUUUAUUACUUUUAUUGCAGACCGGUUAAAACUGCUACUAUUAAUCCUACUACUAUUAUUAAUAUUGUUGUUAUUAUUAUUGGUAUAAACAUCAAUGAAUUAACUUCGGAAGAUAAUUAAUCAUAUUCAUAUGCAGUAGCCGUAAACUGAUCAAAGAGCACUUACCAUACUGAUGUUUAGAUAUUCCUAGUAGAUAUUCAUGCCUAGUAGAGUUACAUUUUGUCGAUCUCAAAUAUGACAACCCAUCAAAAACAUUAAUCCUUGAUAUUGAUUAAUACCGGUUUUAUAGCUACGAAUACAAAGAAAAAUUGUAUGCAUUUAAUCAAUCGUUAAGCAGAUUAGCCUGUUUUAUAGCUGUUAAAUGCCUUUUCUCACUGUCGGGCUGGAAGUAAAUUUUACUGUUCUGUCAAUCUCGUGUUUUGCGCACCUCUUUCUAAACCACUGUUUUUGGCCUCACACGUUCCGUCAUGUGGCCUGCAUUAAGGUCAUGGAGCAUACCCUAACCAUUCGGUUAAAACUAGUCCUUUUCCCACUACUGAUUCUUUGAACAUGAUAAUAUAUAAAUUGACCAUUCCAUUAAUAGCUGCAAGCAUUUAAUAAAAGAAAACAGUUAUAUUUGUAUAGUUCAACAGAUCUUUGGCAAAUAUGAUCACUGUAAGAGAUUCUGAAAAAAACAAAUAGCUAGAAAUAAAAUGAAUACAGUCAACAUGUACUUAAAUUUUGUAAAGAUAUCUCACAGCAUUAUUUUUUUUAUUCACAAUCAUUCUGCAUACACUAGAAAGUUAAAUGCUAAAAAAUUAGCAGCUUUCUGUCUACAAGAUAAGAGACUCGCUGCACAGCCCCCAUACAUUCAAAGGGGUAAUUGCCUCAGAGCUGGAAGUCCUCAGUUGGGUUUGUGACUUUUAUGGCACCAAGGCGCGUUUGACGCAUUCUUUAGUAAGAUGCCCCUUCCCCCCUCCUUACUCAGGUUCUUUUUACCAUUGAAAUUAUCAAUACAUUACAAAUGGGGAAAGGAAAAGAACAGACGUUUCCCCUUCAGCGCAGUGAAAGCCCGAGGAAAUAGAGAUAGAGAAACAAACGUUAUAGGGAGAUAUCUAUUGAAUAACAAAAGAAUAGUGUGGUCCUUUCACUUGGUGACUGACGACAAUGCAGUUAAUAUGUCUAUUAAUAUGAUAUAAAAUGUGAAUCAUCAGAUAUACCUAUUCACAGUUUUGUUUUAAAUGAAAUUGCGAAGUGCAUCUUAAAAUGGAGGGUAAACAAAAUCGGCGUAGAUAACGCGUGUAGAUAAGCCGUGUGGCAAUUAGCUCUUGGUCAUUUUCUUUUUUAAAACAAAGAGUUCUGUUAAUGUAAUUGUAAUGGUUACAAUCUUAGUUAUAUCAUCUGCACAGUAGUUGUAAUAAAGUAAUAAAGUUGCUGCGCCAAGAAGACCUGAAUAUAGGCUAGUUAGUAUUGUCAUGUUAUAAGAUAUAAAAAUAUACAUACACGUCAGCGACAGUAAGCAAUUGUAAAAACCCAUCUUUCAGGUAAUUAACUGAGAGGAAAAUUAGCUCAUUGUAAAAUGCAUGAUUCUCCAGGAUAAGUCUUGAUUUACCUUCACAAUACACGUGGAGAAGCUUUAUACCGACACAGAGAACAGAUUAACUCGCUGAUUAAUGCACAAAAAGACGUAAUUCAUUGUUCGUGUGAGUGCUUAUUCUGUAUUUGUGUGUGUGUUUACUUAAACUUUAUCAACUGAAGCCACAAGGAUAAGAAGCUACAAGCUCGAUAUUCCUCCGUACACAGCGCAUUCAAUUGGCUGAAAGUGGUCAGGUGACGCUGUCAUAUUGUCCUUCCAUGAGCCAAGCCUUGGCUAUAACACUUGCUUUGCGCGUCUUAACCGGAGACUGGAAAUUAAUAUUAUUGAAAUCCUUCUGAAGUUCAUUUGAAAGAGAGUUAGGAAAGCAGGCGGGAGACGUGUGUAUGUGACAGAAGGAAGCAGACCCCAUAGCACAAAGAACGAAAGUGUGAGAUUAAGAGAGGGGAAAUAAGAUAGGAGGGUGAGUUGAUGAGAGGGCGAUAGGAAAGGUAUGAAUUCGUAUUUCGCGAACCCGUCGCUCUCGUGCCAUUUAUCUGGUGGGCAAGAGGUUUUGCCCAACAUGCCACUGAACACGACCACAUAUGAUUCAGUCAGACAUUUUUCGUCUUAUGGCACCACAGUGACCCAAAACCGGAUUUAUGCGUCCCCUUUCUAUUCACCUCAAGAUAACGUUGUGUUUGGAUCAAGUCGAGGACCGUACGAGUAUGGAUCUAACGUGUUUCUUCAAGAUAAGGAUGUGCUUCCCAGUUGCAGACAAACUAGUAUGGGACUCAGUGCGCAGAGCCACGUUGCCCAGGAGUACAACCUGGAACAAGCUCGUGCAGGAACGCAGGAUCAGAAAGGGAACAACAUUCAGAUCUACCCGUGGAUGCAGCGCAUGAACUCGCACAGCGGAGUUGGGUACGGGUCAGACAGAAGAAGAGGUCGCCAGAUUUAUUCCAGAUACCAAACCUUGGAACUGGAAAAAGAAUUUCACUUCAAUCGGUAUUUAACCAGACGCAGACGCAUCGAGAUCGCCAACGCUCUGUGCCUAACCGAGCGUCAAAUCAAAAUCUGGUUCCAGAAUAGGCGCAUGAAAUGGAAGAAAGAGACCAAUCUAACUUCUACUGUACCGGGGACCGAAUCAACGGGUACUCCUCAAGACACCGAGAAGGAGACCGAGGAGGAAACCGAGGAAGCUAAAAAAAAAGAUUAGGAAAUCAAUUUCCCGUUCUCGAACGCCUGUUAACUGCAACGUAACUACCUAAACGGAGAAUUUGCAAAUAUUAAUGCAUGGACUAUAUACUCUGCUAUUCCUUUUGACUGCCCCCUCCUCCUCCGACCUGAACACCAUACUCAAGCUCUUCUACUACCACCACGCCACUAACAUAUACACACGUAGAAACAAAUGGAGAGAUUGAGAGAGAGAAAGACGCACAUGUUAUCUACCAUAAAGCAAUUCACUUCUCUUUGUAUUGAAAAUAGUUCCUUAUUGGCUGCGUGAUGACAAUGCCACAGCUGAAAUAUUUGUGUGGUUCUAGUAUUAUCAUGUUGCUAUAUAGGCUAGUAGAAAAUUACAUUAGAUGAAAAUGUAUUCGAAUUUGAUUAGUAGGCUACGUCUCCCAAACUAUUAAGCCUCUUAACUGUACCCUAAGCAUUCCAGAAGUGAAGGAAACUUCUUAUAUGCACAUUCAGUUUUUUUGUGGAUGCAUAUUUGUACAAUGAAACAAACACUGACGGGAUGAAUUAUACUACCUAAAUCCUUAAUACGUGUUAUUUUCCUUUUUUUUGUUUUUUUGUUAAUAUUACUUUUGCCUCGUCAGUGUUCUGUUGUUCAAAAUGCCGCUGUACUGGCACAUUAACUAUGGAGAGAAUUUCAAGAAAAAUACAUUUCAUCAUAUUGUAGUUGUGUGCAUAUAAACUUGUCUUAAAGUGAGAAUUACACUCAUAUGAAAACAAACAUAUACCUUGGUACGCAAUUAUAUUGUUUGUGUAAACUGUGUAUUAUUUAAUAAAAUUCUUGAAAACAAAAA
This is a messenger RNA of Ctenopharyngodon idella (grass carp), 7109 nucleotides long. It is a transcript of the gene hoxc6a, whose product is annotated as homeobox C6a. NCBI's taxonomy places the organism in Eukaryota, Metazoa, Chordata, Actinopteri, Cypriniformes, Xenocyprididae. Gene Ontology annotation, molecular function: RNA polymerase II cis-regulatory region sequence-specific DNA binding; DNA-binding transcription factor activity, RNA polymerase II-specific. Bases 5588 to 6292 code for a protein of 234 amino acids. The transcript is spliced from 2 exons. Gene Ontology annotation, cellular component: nucleus. Gene Ontology annotation, biological process: anterior/posterior pattern specification; regulation of transcription by RNA polymerase II. The record is from RefSeq and is a predicted model, not a curated record.